GCAGCCCUGGUUUGCCAAUAAGCAAAACGCCGCGUCUCAAAUCAGUUAGUAAUUUUUGUACAAGCAAUGGCAAAGAGCAAGAAACAAAAACGAGAACUAGAGGCGGCAAGGCAAGCCGCUCAAGUGCACAGCGCACAGCUGGAGACGUGCAACGAUGCAUACACGAGUGGUGCAUUUAGUUAUCUGCGAUUCUUGGUUCACCUGCUGGCAGCGGCACAAUUCUCAUGGAGCAUUUACUAUUAUCUAUGGAAAGUACACUGGCCGCCAGGGCUGCACGAGGAGGAGGAGCUGAAGACGCGCUGGGGUGGCAAAUUCAAAUAUCUCACAUUUCUGAACGUCAUUCUGCAGGCCAUCUACCACAGUGUGGCCCUGCUCAACGAUCUGUUCGGCCACAAUGGGGUCACACUGGCUUCAAAGUCCUGGCUGCGUCAGCUGCGCGAUUAUUUAUUCGCCACGCUUGCAUUUCCCAUUGCGCACAAUGUUUGCAUCUCUUUCUGGGUCAUCUAUCUGUGGGAUCGUGAGCUCAUCUUUCCAGCAGCACUCGACGCAAUAUUUCCUAGCUGGCUAAAUCACGUUGUUCACACGAAUGUGGCGCUAUUGGCCAUCAUGGAUUUGUUCACCUGCUUCCGGCAGUAUCCCAGCCGCUUGGCGGGCAUCACUGGCAACGCCUCCUUUAUGCUGCUCUACGUGAUUUGGGUGCAUAUUGUCAAGUACUUUAGUGGUCAGUGGGUUUAUCCCCUGCUUGAAGUUCUUCCAUUGCCGUUGCGUUAUUUAAUGCUCUCUGGAAUGGUGGCUUUAAGCUUGAUACUUUACAUACUUGGCGAAUUAAUCAACAAUAUCGUUUGGGGGCCAGAGUUUAAGCUGCUCAAGCAGAAAACUAUUAAACAGGGUUAAAUUGCAUUAGUCUUGCCAAAUCAGUACUUCCUUCAAUAUAGUAAUUUAAUUAAUUGUUUAUUCAAUGGUUACUCAGGAAAUUGAGCGUUAAACGUAUUCUCUAUUUACCAGCUCUAUUUACUCACUUGUAUCAAGAGGCUUAUUUAUUGUCUUCGUUUUGGCCAUAGAGGCUUUUGUACAUUACAAAUACACUCCACACUGUAUGUUUAGUUCAUGAUAAAGUUCAUUAAAGUCAAGCGCCUUAAA
This is a messenger RNA of Drosophila grimshawi, 1140 nucleotides long. RefSeq names its product androgen-induced gene 1 protein. NCBI's taxonomy places the organism in Eukaryota, Metazoa, Arthropoda, Insecta, Diptera, Drosophilidae. The coding region runs from base 67 to 894 and encodes 275 amino acids. The record is from RefSeq and is a predicted model, not a curated record. Gene Ontology annotation, cellular component: membrane; endomembrane system. The transcript is spliced from 2 exons.